ACGUGAAAUCACUUCUUCCUUUUCUCACCACCACCUUCACCGCUUCACCUUCAUUCUCUAACCUUCUCCCCUUCCCUCUUACUCAUCCUAGCUACAUGGCAUAGUUUGAUCAUUGUGGCUUCCUCUUGAGUUUGAUCUUUCGGAUAGAUUUGGUUUGUUUGAAUUUGAUGGGGGAAGAGUGUGAACUAGACUCCAUGAGAAAAUUGCAUAUAUAGCUGCUUUCAGUGUUAUGGAAAUUGGUGCUGUUUAAGACAAGAUAGUUCCAAUGGUUACUCUUAAGUGAGAAAGAAGGAAAAAAAAUAAUAAUAAUUAGCACUCUGCUUGUUCAUCAAAAAUAAGAUCCCAUAUUUAUUAAUAUUCUUUUUAUAACAAUAAAGUGGAGUUGAGUAUCCAAAGAUCCAAUCUUCUAUUUACUUAAGUUUUCUUUCUACUCAUCAUGAAGAGAACUGGAAGCUCAUCAGAUUCUUUAGGAGCUCUCAUGACAAUUUGUCCAUCAUCAACAGAGGAGCAGAGUCCGAGGAGCAACCACGUGUACGGGCAUGAUCCAUUGUUCCAGUCGAUGGUGCUUGAUGGUCUAGACGAAGAAGGGUGCACGGUAGAGGAAUCUGGGCACCACUCACAGAAGAAGCGAAGACUUAGCGUGGAACAAGUGAAAGCGUUGGAGAAGAACUUCGAGGUUGAGAACAAGCUUGAACCAGAGAGGAAGGUGAAGUUAGCACAAGAACUUGGUUUGCAGCCUAGACAGGUGGCGGUUUGGUUCCAGAACCGCCGCGCCAGGUGGAAGACUAAACAGCUUGAGAGAGAUUAUGGCGUUCUUAAAAAUAAUUAUGAUGCUCUUAAGGUUAAUCAUGAUGCACUAAAACAGGACAACGAUGCGUUGCACAAGCAGAUUAAGGAAUUGAAGACAAGGCUCCAAGAAGAGAACACAGCAAGCGAUGUUUCCGUGAAGGAAGAACAGAUAACGAUGCCAGAAUCAGAAGAGAAAUUAUUGGUGAUGAAUGAAGAACACAACACUACUACUCCUGAUGAAACCUCAAUUCUUGGAUCAGGAUCCAACGUUAACGAUCAUCACUUGUACCAUGACAAUUGCUUCAACGACAACAGCGACCACGCUGUUGUUGCUCUUGGUGCAACAACAACAUCGCCGUCGCCAUCACCGUCGUCGCCGCCACUCUUCCCUUCAGACUUCAACAAAGACGGUUCUUCCGAUAGCGAUUCAAGUGCGAUCCUAAACGAAGACACCAAAGACGCAAUUUCUUCGUCUGGGGUGCUUCAAAGUAACCACCACUUCCUGAUGUUUUCAGAGUCUCCUGCAUUGAAAUUCAACUGUUCCAUGUUGGCCUCUUCGUCUUCCAUGAAUUGCUUCCAGUUCCAGAAACCGCACCAGACUACGCAAUACGUGAAGAUGGAAGAGCACAAUUUCAUUGGUGCCGCUGAUGAGGCAUGCAAUUUGAUCUUCUCCGAUGAACAAGCACCCACCCUUCAUUGGUACUCUUCAGAUCAGUGGGGUUAAAAAAAUAAAAUGAUGAAGGAAUGUAGCUCCGGAAGUUUUAUUUAUUUGGCCCCAAGAUGAGAGGCAGAAAAGAGUGAUAUCACUCUGAAAAUUUCAUUGGAGAGAACUCAAGGUCAUAACCACCCGCACAGCCUGCAAUGGCAUGGAGCAAGAAAAGAAAAUAAUUCUAUGAUUGAUAUAUUUGAUGCUAUGAAGAUUCAUCAUUUUAUUGUCAUAGGAUGAAGUGUAAUUCUAGUCACCAAGUGAUGAUUUUGCAAACAAAUACAAAUAGAUUAAUCAUGCAUCUUUCACAUUCAGUUGCAAA
Messenger RNA from Arachis ipaensis, 1817 nucleotides. Its product is annotated as homeobox-leucine zipper protein ATHB-16. NCBI's taxonomy places the organism in Eukaryota, Viridiplantae, Streptophyta, Magnoliopsida, Fabales, Fabaceae. Gene Ontology annotation, molecular function: sequence-specific DNA binding; DNA-binding transcription factor activity, RNA polymerase II-specific. Gene Ontology annotation, biological process: positive regulation of DNA-templated transcription. Gene Ontology annotation, cellular component: nucleus. The record is from RefSeq and is a predicted model, not a curated record.